GUCCUCUUGUCUUAAUCAACCAGCUGCAACUGAGAGAACCUUCAAGAUCCAUUUAUACUUCUCAUUUUCUUCUUGCUUAACUAAUUAUCAAGCUAUAAUAAGCUGUUUAGCUUCAUGGGGUUUCUCCAAAAUCUUGAUUUUACUUCUUGAUUUGGAGAUAAAGAUUUUUUUUUUCUUAUUGUGUUUUAAUAAGGUUCUUGGUGUUCAUACUGAUGGUGAAUAAGUUAAAGUUCAGUUCAUGUAGCCAUAUAAGGUCAGAUUUGGGUACAGAUUUGAACUUUGGUAAAAUGAAGCAUUGUCACACUUGGGGUUUUCAUUCUUUUAAUGGGGUUCUUGUGAUUGGACCCUUAUUGUUGUUGUUUCUUGUGGCAAUAGGGUCUGGUUAUUUCUAUAAUAUAAAUUCUUUGUCAGAGCCAAUUGUUCAUGAGAAUGCAAAUGGAACAAAUGAGCUUAGUGGUGAUUGUAAUGUUUUUGUUGGAAAUUGGGUGCCUGAUGAAAGUUAUCCUUUGUAUAAUGCAUCAGAAUGUCCUUUUGCUGAACAAGGUUUUAGUUGUUUGGCUAAUGGUAGGGAGGAUAAAGAGUAUCUUAAGUGGAGGUGGAAACCUAGGAAUUGUGAAAUUCCAAGAUUUGAUGUUCAAGAAAUCUUGGAAAAGUUAAGGGGAAAAAGGAUUGUCUUUGUUGGUGAUUCAUUAAGUAGAACUCAAUGGGAGUCUAUGAUAUGUAUGUUGAUGACUGGUGUUGAAGACAAGAAGAGUGUGUAUGAAGUCAAAGGAAGAAAGAUCACUAGACAGAUUAGGCAUUUACAAGUUCGAUUUAGCUCAUUUGAUUUUACAGUGGAGUUUUAUAGGUCAAUUUUCCUAGUACAGCCUGGCGCGCCACCAAAACGUUCGCCAAAGAGGAUCAAGAAAGCACUAAUGCUUGAUAAGUUGGAUGAUAUAAGCAAAGAAUGGAUUCAAUCUGAUAUACUAAUCUUUAAUACAGGUCAUUGGUGGAAUCCGACGAAGCUUUUUGAACUGGGUUGGUACUUCCAGAUUGAUGGAAAGAUGAAACUCGGAAUGACAAUAAAUGGUGCCUUCAAGAAAGCCUUAGCGACUUGGAAAUCUUGGCUCGAAAAGAAGGUCAACACUGAUAGGACACGCGUAUUUUUUCGUACUUUCGAAGCUACACAUUGGAGUGAUGGAUCCCGUGAUAAAUGCGAUGUGACACAACUGCCCUGGUCAGAGACUAACGGCAAGGAUGAGAGCGUGUUUUCUGACAUGAUUAUUGAUACUGUGAGAAAUGUAUCCAACCCCGUGACCUUGUUGCAUGUCACUCCAAUGGGGGCAUACCGGAGCGAUGCACAUGUUGGUACUUGGAGUGAUAAUCCAUCAGUGCCAGAUUGUAGUCAUUAUUGCGUACCUGGUGUGCCUGAUAUGUGGAAUGAAGUGCUUUUCGCCUUCCUGUUCUCGGAUCAGCAAUAUCAGAUUGGUUAGCUUAACGGAUGUACAAGUCUAAUUCAACUCGUUUAACCUUUUAACACAAAGUGAUUGUCAUUUUUGUCUUGGACUUCGCAAGGAUUGUCGUUGCAAAUUUCCAUUGAUUUCAUGUUGCUGGUGUCAAUGCUAGAGCUUUUUCUUAUUAUUUGUAUAGUGGAGUGCAUGAAUAGUGAUGAUUCAUAUAGCUGAUCUCAAUGUGCUUGAGAUUGAGGGCAUGGUAGUAUUAGUUGUUUAUCGUCUGAUAUUUCCAAAGAGCUAGUACUCAUCCAAUUUAUCAGGAAUAUGAAAGGUUAUUUAGAGGAGAACAAUGCCAAAUUGCUGUGUUCAAGUGAACAAUUUGAUCUGUCAAAUUGUAUCUGGCUAAAAGCACCUCCAACCUAUGUUGCUUGGAUUCUCCAGCAAUGCUGCAAGAUCUGUGUUGUGUCGGAUCCUCUAAAAAUAUACCGUUUGGAGGAUCCGACAAACACCCCAUUGGUAUUUUUAAAGAAUCGAAACAACAUUGCUUUAAUCUCUA
Messenger RNA from Capsicum annuum, 1989 nucleotides. Its product is annotated as protein trichome berefringence-like 7. The transcript is spliced from 4 exons. Gene Ontology annotation, molecular function: O-acetyltransferase activity. The record is from RefSeq and is a predicted model, not a curated record. The coding region runs from base 213 to 1472 and encodes 419 amino acids. NCBI's taxonomy places the organism in Eukaryota, Viridiplantae, Streptophyta, Magnoliopsida, Solanales, Solanaceae. Gene Ontology annotation, cellular component: Golgi apparatus.